AUGGACAAAUUUUUUGUACAAUUUGUUGAUGAAUUGAAUUCCUGGUGGCUGCACAACAUGAUUGAUAUGGAAUAUGAACCAAAACGAAUUCAUUCAUCAACAACCAUUUCACAAAAUAUAAUUAUUGAUGACAUGUCUGUUAUUCAAUUUUAUGUACCAACCAACAUCAAAUUCAAUAAUAUUUUGAUUUUGGCUUGUUUGAUGACCAUCGAGACAAAGCUCAUAUUAUCAAAAAUUUAUGAUCAUGUACGGAUUAUUAUGUGUUUAAUUAAAUUUAAUUUCAUCGACAAACCUUUGUUGAAAAAAGUUUUAAAUGAAUUAGUCAUGGAUGAAUACUUAUAUAAAGAAAAACAUUACACAAAUACAAUAUACAAACUGAAUAAAAUAAAAAUAAUGAAUAUAAUUAAUACUCACAAACACGGAAAUAAAUUGAUCAAUAACAUUCUUUACAUCGAUCGCGAUUCAUACCUAAGGACAGCCAUAUUUUACAAUCUACCAACUAAUAUUAACUAUGAAAAAAAAACACAACAACAAUUUGAUGUGAAUACAAAGAAAAAAAUAUUUCAAUCCAUUCAACAAAAAUACUUCUUUAUUAAAAAUUUCAUAGAUCACAUUCUCAAAAUUCAUUUUCCAAACGUUUCCUACGACAAAAUUCAAGAAAAUUACAUAACUGAGGUACAGAAUUAUCAAAACAAUUUAAAGAGUUUGCUCCAAUUAUUGCCCAAAAAAUCUAUGGAUUCAUCACUAACCGUGGAGGAAAUUCUUCAAAUGAUACAAAACCAGCAUGCUUUGGAAUCAAUAACAUACAGACCUCCUACAACUCCAGUUAUAAUAAAUCAAUUUUCAGAAUCAAAAUUAAAAUUUUACUCAGAUAAUUCUGAAUUAAUGAAAUUUAUAAAUUUAUUUUAUCCGAAAGGUAUUAAACAUUAA
Macrosiphum euphorbiae (potato aphid) is the source of this 930-nucleotide messenger RNA. The record is from the annotation of a GenBank genome assembly. NCBI's taxonomy places the organism in Eukaryota, Metazoa, Arthropoda, Insecta, Hemiptera, Aphididae.